This is a messenger RNA of Colletotrichum navitas, 705 nucleotides long. RefSeq lists its product as uncharacterized. The coding region runs from base 221 to 580 and encodes 119 amino acids. The record is from RefSeq and is a predicted model, not a curated record. NCBI's taxonomy places the organism in Eukaryota, Fungi, Ascomycota, Sordariomycetes, Glomerellales, Glomerellaceae. The transcript has a single exon.
CGCACGGCGACCUCGCGUGACGCUUUCCGGGGAGCCGGGGAAGAAGACAAGUUCACGAGGGUCGACGAUCGACCCAAAGUCUUCUCAUUUCCGCUCGUUGCCAUUUCCAUCAUCCGACAUCCUUCACCGCUUCGCUACAGUGUUCAAUCGACGUAGGAGUCUCUAAUCGGUUUUGCAUUCCUCUCGAGGGUUCAAGCGAAAAACGGUAUAGACACUGGAGAUGAUUUCGGCCUUUCCGGGGUUUUUUUUUCCCCUCUUUUUUUUCUCUUUUUUUUCUUUCUCCUUUUUUUUUAUGACGAAUCUCGCAGUGGCGCAUCAUGGGAAAGGGGCAUUAUUGCAUUGCGGGCUUUGGAAAGGGAAACAUCUCAUGUCUGAUUUUGAAUGCGGGAUAUCUCAUGAUACAUACACGAGGAGUCAAAGAGGCGUUGGGAAUAUACGGGGGGACGACUCGGAACCACAAACCGGGCAUCCUGGUGGAUCUUCGCUCACCAGUUCUUUUUUUUUCUUUUCUUUUAUCAUGUACGAAUACCACCUCGGCGGACGAAUCGUCCUGCCAAAACUGUUAUGGUUUUACUCUUGAAAAAAGAUAUACACCAGUCUUGUGGUGUUUUUACUCUCCACACUCUCUAUUCUUGCCAUGUCUCGUCGUGAUAUUGUGAUCCAGUCAUUCCAGAACUUUUCCCCCGCUCUCUCUGCCGCACCAUC